AAAUAUCGAAAGUAAUAUGGGCAAAGAUUGUUUAGAGACAUCACUUGAGGUGGUGGAUGAAGUGAAUCCAGUGCACGAGGAUGAAAAGACUAACGUUGAAGAAAUAAACAUUAUUUCAAGGGACCAUAUGCAGAUGAAGAAUCCUACGACACAAGAGGAAUAUGUUUUUGAAGAAAAGGAGUACGGUAAUGAUUUAUUCCAAGAUCCUCCAUGUGAUGAUCAGCUCCAGUGCGAUGAAAGUCCAAAACUCUCGUCUAAAUCACGUGGACAGCCACCCUACAUAUGUGGCUAUGGAAACUGUAAAAGACAAUUUAAUCGAUGGGUUUACUAUGAAAAACAUUUAAAGCAUCAUAAUUGUUCGACCGUAAUUUUCAAAUGUGAUGUCAACAACUGUAAUAGAAAAUAUAAAAACAAAUCUGCAUUAAAUAUUCACCAGCGGAAAGCACACAAUAUUGGACCAGAAUUGAAACAGCACAUGUGCGAGAAAUGUGGUAAAGUUUUUAAAUCAUCAACGGUGCUGAAGGAUCAUAGCUUUACACAUGUCGAUAGAUCAGAACUGCCAUAUGUUUGCAAUGAAGCCGAUUGUUCAAAGAAAUUUUCCACCAAGGAAAAACUUAAAAUUCACAAACUGCGACAUGCUGGCGUCAGGAAUUACAUCUGCCCACAUUGUGGUAUGCGCAAGACGACCAGAAAUGAGUUGAAAAUUCACAUAAAUUAUCAUACGCUUGAACGUACCUGGCCUUGUCAGUUUUGCUCCAAAGUUUGCCACAGUGCGGGAAAUUUGAAAAUGCAUGUUCGAAAUAUACACGAAAGAACGAAGGAUUUUGCAUGUAGCUAUUGUGAACGAACCUUUGCCAAGGCCGAUACUAGGAAAUAUCAUGAAAUGACUCAUACCGGUGAGAAACCACAUGCAUGUGAAAUAUGUGGUCGGCGAUUUUUGCAACCAGCUGCCUUAAGAACUCAUCGCAAAAUUCAUCGUAAAAUAGAAAAUAGCACCGAUUCUAAAGAGGUAGGCACAUAAAUUAAAAUAAACACGAAUUAAACAUUUUAAA
Musca domestica (house fly) is the source of this 1052-nucleotide messenger RNA. Its product is annotated as zinc finger protein 239. The transcript is spliced from 2 exons. Gene Ontology annotation, molecular function: DNA-binding transcription factor activity; RNA polymerase II cis-regulatory region sequence-specific DNA binding. Gene Ontology annotation, biological process: regulation of transcription by RNA polymerase II. The record is from RefSeq and is a predicted model, not a curated record. The coding region runs from base 17 to 1021 and encodes 334 amino acids. NCBI's taxonomy places the organism in Eukaryota, Metazoa, Arthropoda, Insecta, Diptera, Muscidae.